Molecule: messenger RNA, 2577 nt
Organism: Rangifer tarandus platyrhynchus (Svalbard reindeer)
Lineage: Eukaryota; Metazoa; Chordata; Mammalia; Artiodactyla; Cervidae
Source: the annotation of a GenBank genome assembly
AUGACGUCGGAGCGUUCUCGAAUCCCGUGUCUCUCGGCUGCUGCUGCCGAAGGAACAGGGAAAAAGCAACAAGAAGGAAGAGCAAUGGCGACACUGGAUCGCAAAGUGCCCAGUCCGGAGGCGUUUCUGGGCAAACCCUGGUCCUCCUGGAUCGACGCCGCCAAAUUACACUGCUCCGACAAUGUAGAUUUAGAAGAGGCUGGAAAAGAGGGUGGAAAAAGCAGGGAGGUUAUGAGGCUUAAUAAAGAAGAUAUGCACUUGUUUGGCCACUACCCAGCACACGACGACUUCUACCUCGUGGUGUGCAGCGCCUGUAACCAGGUCGUCAAGCCGCAGGUCUUCCAGUCCCACUGCGAGAGAAGACACGGUUCAAUGUGUAGACCUUCUCCAUCUCCGGCAUCUCCACCCUCCAAUUCCAGGACAUCACUAGUACAGGUGAAAACAAAAGCCUGUCUCAGCGGCCAUAACUCUGCCAGCAGCUCCUCAAAGCCAUUCAAAACGCCCAAAGACAAUCUACUUACCUCCAGCAGCAAACAGCACACAAUCUUUUCAGCGAAGGGAUCAAGGGACAAACCAUGUGUUCCGGUUCCCGUAGUCAGUUUAGAGAAAAUUCCUAACCUAGUGAAGGCAGAUGGUGCCAAUGUCAAAAUGAACUCUACGACCACUCCUGCGGUCCCCUCCUGCUCCACCUCAUCCUCUGCCGUCUCCACCCCGCCUGUCAUUAAGCCGGUCUUGAUGUCCAAGUCAGUGCCACCUUCCCCAGAGAAGAUCUUAAAUGGCAAAGGAAUUUUGUCCACCACCAUAGACAAGAAACACCAAAACGGCACCAAAAACAACAGCAAGCCUUACAGGAGACUUUCAGAGAGAGAAUUUGACCCAAAUAAACACUGUGGAGUAUUGGAUCCCGAGACAAAGAAACCUUGCACAAGAUCCCUCACCUGCAAGACUCACUCACUAAGCCAUCGGAGGGCAGUCCCGGGCCGGAAGAAGCAAUUUGACCUCCUCCUGGCGGAACACAAAGCCAAGUCCCGGGAAAAAGAAGUUAAAGAUAAAGAGCAUCUCCUGACUUCGGCAAGGGAAGUACUUCCCAAUCCCCCCGGGCCGGCGCACGACUCACUGCCGGGACCUUCAGGGAGCUCGGGCCCAGAACCUAAAGUCGCGUCCCCUGCAAAAUCCAGGCCACCCAACUCUGUGCUUCCUAGACCAUCUUCUGCAAAUAGCAUAAGCAGCAGCACGUCUUCAAAUCACAGUGGCUACACUCCGGAACCCCCUCUGCCCCCAGUUGGAGGUGACCUCACCAGCCGACUGUCAAGUGAUGAAGGGGAGAUGGACGGAACCGAUGAAUCCGAGAAGCUAUCAGACUGUCAUUUCUCUGCCCACCACCCCAGACCUCUUGCGUUUUGCUCAUUUGGGAGUCGCCUCAUGGGACGAGGGUACUAUGUGUUUGAUAGAAGAUGGGAUCGUUUUCGAUUCGCACUAAACUCCAUGGUAGAAAAACACUUGAAUUCACAGAUGUGGAAGAAGAUCCCUCCUGCGGCAGAUAGCCCCAUGCCCUCGCCAGCAGCCCACCUCACCACCCCUGUUCCAGCAUCCGUUUUACAGCCUUUCAGCAACCCCAGUGCUGUGUAUCUUCCUUCAGCUCCCAUCAGCUCGAGACUCACCUCUUCUUACAUAAUGACAUCAGCCAUGCUCUCAAAUGCAGCUUUUGUGACAUCGCCGGACCCGAGCGCCCUCAUGUCACACACCACAGCUUUCCCUCAUGUGGCCGCAACCCUCAGCAUCAUGGACUCAACCUUCAAGGCCCCACCCGCCGUGUCCCCGAUACCAGCCGUCAUCGCUUCCCCAUCCCACAAGCCAUCCAAAACCAAAACCAGCAAAUCCUCAAAAGUCAAAGACCUGUCCGCCCGUAGCGACGAGUCUCCAAGUAACAAAAAGAGGAAGCCGCAGUCUUCGACUUCCUCCUCUUCCUCCUCAUUACCCCUGCAGACAUCCCUCGCCUCCCCAUUGUCAGGGCCCCACAAAAAGAACUGUGUUUUGAAUGCCAGUUCUGCUUUGAACUCCUAUCAGGCGGCCCCUCCCUAUAACAGUCUGUCUGUGCACAACUCAAACAAUGGGGUGAGCCCACUCAGUGCCAAACUGGAGCCCUCAGGACGGACCUCGCUGCCUGGCGGCCCCACGGACCUAGUGAGACACGUGGGCUCUGGGGGCGGCAGCAGUGAUUCCUGUCCCCUCUCUGUGCCCUCCCUUGCAGGGGAUCUCUCUCUGGCCUCACACAAUGCUGUGUCUUCUCUGCCCCUCUCUUUUGACAAAUCAGAAGGAAAAAAGCGUAAGAACUCAAGUUCUAGUAGCAAAGCCUGUAAAAUCACUAAAAUGCCUGGAAUGAAUAGCGUUCACAGAAAGAACCCGCCCAGCCUUCUUGCUCCAGUGCCCGAUCCUGUUAACAGCACCUCCUCUCGGCAGGUUGGGAAAAAUAGCAGCCUAGCUUUGUCACAAUCCAGUCCUUCAAGCAUAUCCAGCCCAGGACACAGCCGACCGAAGAACACAAACAGAACGGGCAGGAUAAGGACUCUUCCAUAA